CUGUGUUUUGGGAGUUUCAAACCCGGAAGUUUCAAGACAACCACGGCUCAUUUUACCACUACACCCACAAACCGGGUCCCAGCGGGAGUCCGCCCCGAUGGCAUCCGCCGGACAGAUGCACCCGAGCGGCCCGGCGGAGGGAGCGGGGCUCGGGGAGAGCCUGUCGAUCCACGGCAGCACGGAGAAGCUGAGCACCUCCGCUGUCAACCGCAUCCUGAUGGAGUUCCUCGUGUACUUCGGGAGAGCCGUGUUCGUCUUCUACCCGGUGUAUCUGACAGGGUACCUGGGCCUCAGUAUCAGCUGGGUACUGCUGUGCAUGGUGAUGAUCACCUGGUGGAAGAAAAAUCGCCAGUGGAAAGACGCCCGGAUCGGAACCGCGAUCGACUUUGUGGACAAUGAAACACAUGUGAUCAACAAGGAGCUGCAUAACACUUUACAGAUGGCAUCAUGGGUUAAUUUCCCUGAUGUUGAGAAAGUUGACUGGGUUAACAAGGUGUUGGUGCAGGCCUGGCCUUUCUUUGGGAUGUUCAUGGAAAAGCUCCUUAAAGAAAACAUCCAGCCGGUUGUCAGGCUCUCCAACCCUGCACUCAAGAUGUUCACUUUUACAAAGGUCCACUUUGGACACAUACCUGUCAAGAUCACUGGGAUGAAAGUCUACACCCAUGAAGUGGAUCAGAAGGAGGUGAUUCUGGACAUGAAUAUAAGUUACGAGGGUGACGUGGAUAUUGACGCCGAAGUGAAACCACCAAUCACAGCUGGUAUCAAGGGACUUAAACUCAAGGGGAUGAUUAGGGUUAUUUUGGAGCCCCUUAUUGGUCAAGUACCACUUGUUGGAGGAGUCACCUUUUUUUUCAUUCGCCGGCCAACCCUAGAAAUCAACUGGACUGGAAUGACCAACCUUUUGGACAGUCCUGCUUUCAGUUCGUUGUCUGAGGACACCAUCAUGGACAUCAUUGCUUCGCUCAUGGUGUUGCCCAAUCGUAUGUGUUUUCCCCUCAUAGACCAGGUCAAAGUGGAUCAGAUGAGGUUCCCACUACCUCGUGGUGUGGUUAGGGUCCACCUGAUAGAGGCCAGAGACCUGGUGGCUAAGGAUACAUACAUGAUGGGUAUGGUGAAAGGCAAAUCAGACCCCUACGCAAUAGUCAGGGUCGGCAACCGACAUUUCAAAAGCAAGACCAUCAAAGAGAAUUUGAACCCAAAAUGGAAUGAAGUGCACGAGUUUGUCAUCCAUGAGGCCCCGGGGCAAGAGUUGGAGGUGGAGCUAUAUGAUGAGGACACAGAUAAAGAUGAUUUCCUUGGAAGGUAUCACCUUGAUUUCGGAGAGGUGAAGAGAGAGAAAGAAAUGGAUCAGUGGUUUCCUCUGAAAGACAUCCAGAAGGGAGAAGUUCAUCUCAAGCUCCAGUGGUUCUCGCUGAAGACUGACCCCAGCCUGCUGAGUGAGUCUACAGAUGGCUUUGCUUGUGCAAUGCUUGCAGUGUAUCUGGACAAUGCCUCAAACCUUCCAAAAAACCACAGCGAGAUCACAGAGAAUCAAAAACAUCAAAAGCAUGCAAAGGAAGUUCGGCUCACCAGGAAAACUCCCAAUCCCAACUCCUUUGUGGAAUUUUCCAUUGAUAAUGAAGUUCAAAAAAGCAAGGUUGCAUAUGCAUCUAAAGACCCGGUAUGGGAGGAGGGCUUCACCUUCUUUGUGCACAAUGUUAAAACACAGCAGCUCACUGUUCAGGUCAAAGAGCAUGAGAAGAAGACUCAGCUUGGCAUCCUAAGGUUGCCCCUGAGUCGCCUCCUCAACACCUCCAACAUGACACUGGACCAGCGCUUCCAGCUGGAGCGCUCUGGAGCAAACAGCCAGAUCAAACUGAAGGCCACGCUCAGGGUUCUUGCUGUGGAAAAGCCUCCACCCAAGGUUACUCUCAAUCAUCCUCCACAAGCUAAACCACAGACCAGCCAAGGAAGUAAUGGAUAUGUGACCACUCCAGCACUUUCCUCCAACAAUAUCCCCCAUACCCAAGCUUCGUCUCCGAUCCGAGCAGGUGAUUCCCAGAAUGGCUCUAAUGAAGAUCAUUUAGCUCACCGCCGUGGCUCUUUCUUGGCUUCCGAAACCUUGCGGUCAUCUCCUGCCACAGCAAACAUGCGUCGGUACGACUCCCACAGCCUGCUGUCGGAGAACUCCAUCGCCUCGUCACGAUUUGACCUUUCAGAGGGAGCCCCAUACCCAGCGGCCAUUAGGAAUCAUCAGGGUUCAUUUGGGGAGAUCCAUCUGACUGUACGCUACACCAGCCUGAGGAACAAACUCAUCGUUCUGGUUGAUGCUUGCAGGAACUUAUUCCGCUGCAGUGACAACGGCACAGACUCUUAUGUCCGUCUGUAUUUGCUCCCCGACCAAACCUGGAGACACCGCAAGAAGACACAUGUCAAAAAGAGGACAAUCAAUCCUGUCUUCAAUGACAACUUUGAGUUUGACGUGUCACUUCAGGAAGCGCAAACAAGGAAGUUGGAUGUGGCGGUGAAGAACAACAGAAUGUUCCACACACGGGAGAGAAAGGACAUUGGCAUGGUGCUGAUCGAUCUUUCACAGAUGGAUCUGACAAAAGGCACCACAGACUGGUACGAGCUCACACUGCCAGGCCUGAAGAAAUACAGCUAGCAUGUAGACGUCUGUUUACAUCUUAAAGAGUCACCACUGCAAGGCGAAACACACGCCUGAUGAACUGUAUAUUCAUUUGUCUUCCUGAUUACCAGCACAUACUGUAUGGUAAUAUCCCAAACCCCAGCCAUACUUAAGGUCUUACUGGGAAUAAAUGGUUGAAGUGCAUCUCAUCUCAUUUACAGAUAUCCCACAUGAUUUAACAAAAAUAUUCAGAUUAGAAUAUACUGUUCUAAAUGAUCUUAAACAGAGCAGACAAAUAGUUACUAAUAAGACUUUUAAAGAUGCUUUAGUAUCCCAGAGACUAUCAACAUAUGCAUUUGUAUCAAUUUAUUGUAGCUUGUUUGGACUGAUAGGUAGAAAUUAUUCUGAUUAAUAAUGCUAUCACCAAGCAUUUUCCAUGAAAAGAAUGUAUUUAAUCAUAAAAUUCUUGUAUUUGUACUCUAUUGAUAAACAAGGUAAUGUCUUUAUUUCAGAUAUUUUUUGUGAGAUGUUUGUUUUUUUGAGUUGAUCUAAACCAAAUUAUCCUGUUGUAUUUUCAUGUAAAUAGCUGUAUUUACAGUUUGAUGUAAUAUAUCAAGGGAAUUAAAGUUAAAUAAAACAAAAAACAAUUUUGUUCGUUGCAGCUGUGCAUGGGAAUCAUGGCAUGGGUUACACACUUUAAUACACAGUGAUACACACAUACUCACAGCUGGAUAUAAAAAAUACUUUUAAAAAAAUGUUGUACAACCUGCUUGUGCAUAUCUCGAUUUUAUUGUAAAACAUAUAUUUAAGAUACAUAGAGAGUACUAACAACAGCUUUCUGUAUUUAUGUAGAAUUUAAAUAAUUCAGUAGCUGGGUCAUCUAUGAAAGGUUUCCAGUUCUGUUUUUUUAUAACCUUCUAAGUGACUGUAAACUUUAAGCCAACAUAUUUAUGUCAAAUAAAUAUAUUUACGCCAAUAAAUGUUUAUGAAAGUGA
Messenger RNA from Lates calcarifer (barramundi perch), 3603 nucleotides. It is a transcript of the gene esyt3, whose product is annotated as extended synaptotagmin-like protein 3. The coding region runs from base 98 to 2644 and encodes 848 amino acids. Gene Ontology annotation, biological process: lipid transport. The record is from RefSeq and is a predicted model, not a curated record. The transcript is spliced from 24 exons. NCBI's taxonomy places the organism in Eukaryota, Metazoa, Chordata, Actinopteri, Centropomidae. Gene Ontology annotation, molecular function: lipid binding.